Messenger RNA from Chara braunii, 601 nucleotides. Lineage: Eukaryota; Viridiplantae; Streptophyta; Charophyceae; Charales; Characeae. The record is from the annotation of a GenBank genome assembly.
UCCGUGAGAAAACAGAAAAAAAAAAGAAAAAAAAAGGGCUAACACAUGGGCUAUGGCUAACGGAAGAGGAGAAGAAGAAAAGGAGGAGGAGGAGGAGGAGGAGAAGGAGAAGGAAGAAAAGGACGAAGAGGGAGGAGAAGAUCAUGAUGAUGAUGAUGAGGAGGAGGAGGAGGAGGAGGAGGAGGAGGAGGGAGAAGAUGAUGAUGAAAAAGAGGGAGGAGAAGGAGGAGAAGAAGAAAAGGCUAUGGCUAACGGUAGAGGAGAAGGAGGAGGAGGAGGAGAAGAGGGAGGAGAAGAUGAUGAUGAUGAGGAGGAGGAGGAGGAGGAGGAGGAUAAUACGUCGGCUAUGGCCGACGGACGAGGACGAGAAGAAGAGGAGGAGGAGGAGGAGGAGGAGGAGGAGGAGGAAGAAGAUGAUGACGAAAAAGAGGGAGGAGGAGGAGGAGGAGGAGGAGGAGGGAGAAGAUGAUGAUGAAAAAGAGGGAGGAGAAGGGUAGGAGGAUGAGGGGGAGAAAGAAGACGACGAAGAGGAGGGAGUAGAAGAAGAAGAGGAGGAGGAGGAAGCUAAUACAUGGGCUAUGGCAAACGGGCCAGGAGAAGA